Molecule: messenger RNA, 1224 nt
Organism: Megalops cyprinoides (Indo-Pacific tarpon)
Lineage: Eukaryota; Metazoa; Chordata; Actinopteri; Elopiformes; Megalopidae
Product: ras-related protein M-Ras
Exons: 6
Coding region: 178-804 (208 amino acids)
Biological process (GO): signal transduction
Cellular component (GO): plasma membrane
Molecular function (GO): GDP binding; GTP binding; GTPase activity
Source: RefSeq, a predicted model, not a curated record
CGGACUGGACUGGCCUUUUAUCGUGUGUGAGAAGUCGAAUGUGAUUUUAUUAUGACUUAUAUAAAACUGUUGAACGUAACCUUCUAAGCGAAGAAGGCAAAUUAUGAGGGGAACGUGUCUGGAAAGUGGGUGGUUUACCAGAGCAGCAUCAAAUCGUUACUCGGUGUAGCUGUCACCAUGGCAACCAGCGCAGUUCCCAGCGACAACCUGCCCACAUACAAGCUUGUGGUGGUGGGGGAUGGAGGUGUGGGGAAGAGCGCGCUCACCAUCCAGUUCUUCCAGAAGAUCUUUGUGCCUGACUACGACCCCACGAUCGAGGACUCCUAUCUGAAGCACACGGAGAUCGACGGCCAGUGGGCCAUCUUGGACGUGCUGGACACGGCGGGCCAGGAGGAGUUCAGUGCCAUGCGGGAGCAGUACAUGCGGACUGGUGACGGGUUCCUCAUCGUCUUCUCGGUGACGGACAAGGCCAGCUUCGAGCACGUGGACCGCUUCCACCAGCUCAUCCUCAGAGUGAAAGACAGGGAAUCCUUUCCCAUGGUCCUGGUGGCCAACAAAGUGGAUCUGGUCCACCUGCGGAAGGUGGCGGGCGAACAGGGCAGGGAGAUGGCUGCCAAGCACAAUAUUACUUACAUAGAAACGAGUGCCAAGGAUCCUCCCAUGAACGUGGACAAAGCAUUUCACGAACUGGUCCGAGUGAUCAGGCAACAGAUCCCAGAGAAAAGCCAGAAAAAGAAAAAGAAAACCAAGUGGCGUGGGGACCGCUCCACCGGCUCCCACAAGCUCCACUGCGUCAUCUUGUGAAGGCCUCCCCUGCCAGGCAGCCUGCUUUAAAAAGAACUGUGGUGCGCUUCGCUCGACCGAGAGAGAGAGAGCGCUGGAACACAGCGAAAACAAGACUUUGACUGUUCAGACUCCACAGAGUGCCCGGGCCUCGCUCCCUGUGCCCCUGGGCAAAAGGGUGAGGCUCGACGGGCGCUGCCCACAGUAUAUGGAAACCACGGGGAGGGGACAUUGUCCCGGGGGGACUUUUUUGGAGAGUUGAAACGGAUGUUCAGUGCUGUAUCGGCAUUUCCACUGGAGGCCCUACAGAUGAACGUGGAGCUGAGUCAUAUCCAUGUUGAGGGGGCCCCCUCAUGUGUUUGUUUUCUAGUGGUCUUGUGAAUGUAUCAGUGCCAUGGAAGUAGCUUGAGAUGAAAAGAAGAGUAUCUGGUGGGGGGGGGG